AUGGCGAAGAGAGGAAUUGAUCCAGUGGAUAGCCAGACAAUUUGUCACAGGGCAGAAAUUGCUAUCACGAGAGGGCAUAAAUUCAAGGUGUUUGGUGGAAAGUUUAGGCGAGCUUUCAGAAUCAAUUUAGUGACAAUUGCAAUCUUGGCCCGGGGAAAAUGUGGAAUCUCCACCUGCACAACUCGCUACCUUCUGGCUAUUGCAACAGUAGAUAUUUUGGUCGUUACCUUUGAGAUCAUACUGAGCAAAAUCAAGAACGAUUACUUCCCACCAUCGUUCCUGGACAUCACUCCCAUGUGUAGUGUUCGCUAUGUAUUGCGUCGUGCCAUUAUACACUGUUCUGUCUGGUUCACUAUUGCUUUCACCUUCGAUCGAUAUGUCACCAUUUGUUGUGAGAAACUCAAAGCUAAAUACUGCAAUGAGAAAACUGCAACUGUGGUUUCGGCAGCUAUCGGUAGUCUGCUGUGUUUAAAAAAUAUCCCGAUCUACUUUAGGUUUGAACCUUAUGAAAUCAUUAACAAUGUACCAUGGUACUGUUCAAAUAGAGAUGCAUACAGUGAUGACCCUGUGUGGCAAGGAUUUAACAACUUUGAGAAGAUCCUAACCCCAAUACUUCCAUUUGGUUUAAUUUUGUUCCUCAAUGCUCUGACAGUGAAACACAUUAUAGUCACCAAUCGUUUCCCCCAGGGUCUGAAAGGUCAGAGUAAAGGAGAUAAAUGCAGUGAUCCAGAGAUGGAGAGUAGAAGGCAGUGUAUGGUUUUACUAUUUGCCAUUUCUGGCAGCUUCAUAUUUAUGUGGCUGUGGUAUAUUUUAUAUUACUUUGAUGUUGAUGAGAUUUUAGAUAGUGAUGGUCAAUAUACAUUUAAAGUUGUUGCAUAUGUGCUGCGGAAUUUGAAUUGCUGCACGAACGCCAUUGUCUAUGUGGCAUCUCUUCCGAGGUUUCGAGAGAAGCUCAAGAACCCACUGGAAGCUAUUUUUACAUAA
Molecule: messenger RNA, 984 nt
Organism: Chiloscyllium plagiosum (whitespotted bambooshark)
Lineage: Eukaryota; Metazoa; Chordata; Chondrichthyes; Orectolobiformes; Hemiscylliidae
Source: RefSeq, a predicted model, not a curated record